This is a messenger RNA of Ipomoea nil (Japanese morning glory), 1803 nucleotides long. RefSeq names its product E3 ubiquitin-protein ligase RNF126-B-like. Gene Ontology annotation, molecular function: ubiquitin protein ligase activity. Lineage: Eukaryota; Viridiplantae; Streptophyta; Magnoliopsida; Solanales; Convolvulaceae. The record is from RefSeq and is a predicted model, not a curated record. Gene Ontology annotation, cellular component: cytoplasm. The transcript has 3 exons. Gene Ontology annotation, biological process: protein ubiquitination. The coding region runs from base 383 to 1603 and encodes 406 amino acids.
CCCUUUUCUGGUAAACAAAUUAAUAAUGAUAAUAAAUAAUCUCUGCGGGCAUGAUUUUCUGGUAUGAGAAAACGUCAAAACAUCUCCUUGUUGUUUUCUUCUGCAUUCUACAACCUUCCAGAUCAUUCCAUUUUACUGAAAUGGAAGAUAGGGAUUAGAGUUUGUUUAUAUAUUAAUAUUUGAUUAAAUAUCCCACCUACCUUCCUCGCAAUAACGUGCAUAUACAUACAUAUAAACCCCAUUAGAAGCAGAAUCCCAAGAGAUUUUCCAUUAAUUCAUUUGUUUUGUUUGCGCCUGCAAAAACUGCAUAUUGGUAUAAUCUGCGUUCCAGCUUUAGGGUAAGAUGAAUGGAAUAUAAAAAGAGUGAGAUUGAGUAGGGGAGAUGGAGGACACUGAGGCAGCAAGGUAUUGGUGUCAUCAGUGUUCGAGGGUGGUGAACCCAGUGAUGGAGGUGGAGGCUGUGAAAUGCCCGGUUUGUCAGAAUGGCUUUGUGGAGGAAAUGGGAUCUGCAGCAGAGACAACCACCAAUGAUAACACCAGCAGCAGCAACCCUUUUGACUAUGGAGGCUCUGAGUUGGAUGGUGCAAUCUCGCUAUGGGCGCCCAUCCUGCUAGGAAUGAUGAACAAUCCCCGUCGCAGCAGGCGCAGGUUCAGGCAUCUGGAGUUCGAGGGAAAUGGCGAUGAGAACAGGAAUGAGAGCAAUGGCAGUGGGCGUGAUGGUGAGGGCAUGGGCAUGGGCAUGGGCGAGGGCGAGAGUGAACGUGAUGUGGAAUCUAUGAUUCGUAGGAGGAGGAAUGCGGUGAUUCUGCAGCUUCUGCAGGGGGUUCGGGCUGGAAUGCUGGCUGAAUUGCAGAGUUCUGGAGGGGGAGGAGGAGGAGGAGGAGGCGGGGAGGAUGAUAGGGGGGAGAGUAGAGAUGGUGGGGGAGAGCGGGUGAUAUUCAUAAAUCCCUUUAGCCAAACCAUCAUUCUCCAAGGAGGUUAUGACCCAAACAGUAAUAACCCAGGGCCAGGGAGCCAUCAUCAUGCAGCUCCUUCAUUUGGGGAUUAUUUCAUGGGAUCUGGUUUUGACAUGCUGCUGCAGCAUUUGGCUGAGAAUGAUCCAAACCGGUAUGGAACCCCGCCUGCACAGAAGGAGGUGGUGGAGGCGCUGCCCACCGUUAAAGUCGAGGAUGAGUUGCAGUGCGCUGUCUGUUUGGAGGACUUCGAGAUUGGUGCAGAAGCAACAGAGGUGCCCUGCAAGCAUAGGUUCCACAGUGGCUGCAUUUUGCCAUGGCUGGAGAUGCAUAGUUCCUGCCCAGUCUGUAGGUUCCAGCUGCCUGCCGACGAGUCCAAGCGCGAGGCUAAUGAGUCUAGGGAUAGAAGAAACCAGAUUGCCGCAGAGAGUAACAGAACUGAUAGCGGUAGAGGUGAAGGCGGAGGCGGAGGCAGUGGUGAUGCAAGAAAUGAAAAUGGUGGAUGGUUUUCCGCCCCGCUUUUGUGGCCUUUCAAUGUCUUGUUUUCAUCCCAAUCUAACAAUGGUGGUGAUUCACCCCAAGCGGCGCUGCCUUCAUCUAACUCUGCAACGAAUUCUGCUCCCCCGGGCUCUAACACGCUGGAGGAUUAAAUCUAGUAUCACGGUUGCCAUUGCCAUUGCCCUUGACAAGAAGUCUUGCGCUAUGAGGUGUGCCUGUAAUUUGCACUUGCUUUUGUACAUAGUAUUGCGUUUUUGCCAAACUUGAAUGUACUUUUUCCAGCCUGCAAUUGUACAAUGGGUUCUUUUGCCUUGUUGUUUCAAAUAACUAGCAGGAAAUCUUUUUGUCUGUA